Messenger RNA from Owenia fusiformis, 1635 nucleotides. The record is from the annotation of a GenBank genome assembly. NCBI's taxonomy places the organism in Eukaryota, Metazoa, Annelida, Polychaeta, Sabellida, Oweniidae.
GUGAUUUCCUGUUUUCAAAAAGAUGGCACAGAUUUCUCUGAACCAGUACCUCAGCCAAAUAGAGACAUAUCUUAGUGUAAAGGAUGGCACAUCAGCCGCAGAGCUCCUCUCAUUCAACCACCCCCAUAUCAUCAAUAAGAGACUACAACUGAGGGCGCCAGAAAUAACAUGUGAGGAGUGGUUUGAAUCCCCCUAUGAUGAACUCGUUGCAGGACAUCUCAAGGCUUGCUGGGCCUGGGGACAUGGUGAUUUUAUUGUUGCUUACCAAUGUCAGGCAGCAGUUGUACAAGCGUUCACAAAGGCAUUCCAGGGGCAGAAAGAUGAAAAUUGGGCGCUUCCACUUAUGUUUGCAGUCACACUAGACAUGAGAAGAUUUGCCAAUAAGGCUGACAUACAGUUGAGUGAAAUGGGCAAAGGAAGGCCGGGAGAAACUUUAGAAAAGGCAGCAGAAUUACUUAUGGGUUGCUUCAGAGUAUGCGCUUCAGACAAUCGGGCAUCUGUUGAUGACUCCAAGAAGUGGGGCAUGUUGAAUCUUGUGAACCAGUUGUUUAAAAUUUACUUUAAGAUAAACAAGUUACAUUUAUGUAAACCGCUGAUACGAGCUAUAGACAGUCUCCCGAUAAAGGACAAGUUCACAAUCUCACAGAUGAUCACAUUUAGAUAUUAUGUGGGAAGAAAAGCCAUGUUUGAUAGUGAUUUUAAAAGUGCUGAGGAGUACUUAUCAUUUGCCUUCCAGAGAUGCCACAAACACAGCAAGACAAACAAACGUCUCAUACUCAUAUAUCUUCUACCUGUUAAAAUGUUGCUGGGUCACAUGCCUAAACAGUCUCUCCUACAAAAGUAUGAUCUCACACAGUUCUCAGAUGUCGCCCAAGCAGUCAGUUCUGGAAACCUGCUACAAUUGAACAGUGCUCUACAGAAGAAUGAGGCAUUCUUCAUAAAGUGUGGAAUAUACCUUAUCUUAGAGAAGCUUAAAAUCAUCACAUACAGAAAUCUCUUCAAAAAAGUGUAUCUAAUAAUGGGGACCCAUCAAUUGCCUAUAGAUUCAUUCACGACAGCUCUACGGAUGAUGGAAGUUGAGGAUAUUGACAAUGAUGAAGUCCAGUGUAUAGUGGCUAAUCUCAUAUAUGAGGGCAAGAUCAAAGGCUACAUAUCACAUCAGCACCAGAAACUUGUUGUCAGUAAACAAAACCCAUUUCCACCUUUAUCUACGGUUAUGUAACAUAACGUAUGGACUCAGCAAUAUGUGAAUAUUGUGACAUUAUCUCUCAUUGCCAUCAGAAACAGUGAACAGAAAGUUAUUCCAUGUUAAAUCAGAGUGAUGCUGUCUAACAUGGAAACAACAAUAUAAGAUAUCAAAUAUUCUCAUCACUGGCAUUUUUAUUUCUGUAACAUUUCAUACAUAAUACAAAUUACAAACAUUUUACAUAAACAUUUCUUAAUUCGAGUUUUUGUUGGAAAAAUGUUCCUAUAUAAGGGUAUGUGCCGUAUUUAAAUUUGUUGAUACCGUUUUUUGCAAUCACAUGAAUCAGCAGAACUAAAUUUUCACACUUAAUUGUUUUUUACUCCAAAAAUAAUGUCUAGUGUUGAAAAGAAGCACGGAAAGUAUCGCAACAGAUUUCAAAUAGUCAUAUG